This is a messenger RNA of Pollicipes pollicipes, 905 nucleotides long. RefSeq lists its product as uncharacterized. NCBI's taxonomy places the organism in Eukaryota, Metazoa, Arthropoda, Thecostraca, Pollicipedomorpha, Pollicipedidae. Bases 529 to 801 code for a protein of 90 amino acids. The record is from RefSeq and is a predicted model, not a curated record. The transcript has 8 exons.
AAAAGCGCUAGUGGCUUUCUAUGCGCGGCACCCGGAACACCUUGAUCAAAACAAAAUGCGCUUCUGAUAGAUGAACUGUGUAGCGAAAGCGUGACGCGAGGUUCAGACAGUCCUUUCGGUGUUUAAAAUUGCAGGAGUUGAAGCCGGCGCCGCCACCAUCGGAAAGCUUCGCAUGGACAUCGCCCGAGCCACCCGUCCCGACAUCUGUUGGUGACCACGGUAACCACGAACCGGACUCCUUCAGACAGGACCCACGGUCGUCCUCCAGGAACCUUCCGAAGCUGCAGAAUCCUACCGUGACGCUGCUGCAGCAGAACAGGGAAGGCCAUCUGCCCAGGGGCGCCAAGUACCUGCCGCUGGACAGUACAACCGCCGCUUGCCGGCCCCAACGAGAAGCGCAAGCUUCUCCCGAAAUCUGUGUACACCAUUAAGCGCGAGUACGAGACCCAGACGGACGGCGCAACGCGCAAGUUCGCAGACCUCGCUCCUCGACCUAUCGAAGGCGUUGGACCCAGGACCCACCAGGGCAUGCCAGUGACGCUGAAGUCGGCGGUCAAGGAGGAGCACCAGCCCGAGUGGUACAAGCUGAUGUACGACAGCCUGCAUCGCGCCAAGCCAGACGGUGUCCGGGUUCUGUACAAAACUAAAGGUCGGUACAACUACCAGGGCGGUGGAUACGCGAGCGAGCCGGAGGCGGGGUACGCCUCGGACACGGGCCGGCGCGCGGCCUUCGGCGGCAGGGACCAGCCGGACGCGGACGCACCCCGACCAGCUGGAGGCCCCGGUGUCAUGUACUAUUGACCGAGUCGCCGGCGGCAAUCGAUGGUGAAGUGUGGGCGUUCGGAGGCAGGACAGCCACGGCACGUGUCCAGUGGGGACAGAAACACUGGCCCGUACGGACAGAC